AUGGGGCAAGUUGUUAGUUCUCACUCCACCUCCAUUAAACAAUUGGAGUCUCAACUUGGCCAAAUCUCAACUAUCCUCAACCAAAGGCAAAAAGGCACACUCCCUAGUGAUACGGUUGCAAAUCCAAGUAAUGAUGGUGAUCAUAAAUGCAAUGUAAUUACUGCUAAGAGUGGCAAAACAAUUGGGGAAGAGGAAUUGGUGAAAGAUGAUGUGUUGGUAGAUGAUGAGAAAAUGGUUAAAGAACCCAUUGUUGUUGAAGAAGAAGUGACUCCAAAGAAGAAGCGGGCUAGUAUUGAAAAGCCCAUUGUUGUCGAAGAUGCUCCGGAAAUUGAUAAUGCUUCAAAAGGCAAGGAAGCGAUAAAGGAGGUGCCAAGGGAUUCACCAUUGGUUCUAAAGCCUCCUUCUCCAUUUCCUCAACAAUUGGCAAAGAAAGCGGAUGAUGGAAAAUUUCUCAAAUUUAUAGAGAGAUUGAAAGGGCUUUCAAUUAACAUUCCCUUGGUGGAAGCACUUGAACAAAUGCCUCGUUAUGCCCAAUUCAUGAAAGAUCUUAUGACCAAGAGGAGGCAUGCUAGUUUUGAAACAAUAGGAGUUACACAUCAUUGUAGCUCUAUUGUGAAAAAGUCCUUGGUUCAAAAGAAAGAAGAUCUGGAAGCUUUCACCAUCCUUUGCACAAUUGGAAUGUAUAAAUUUGGCAAAGCACUAUGUGAUCUUGGAGCAAGCAUUAACUUGAUGCCGCUUGCUAUUUUUAACAAACUGGGGUUGGGGACUCCCUGA
Lycium barbarum (goji berry) is the source of this 774-nucleotide messenger RNA. RefSeq lists its product as uncharacterized. NCBI's taxonomy places the organism in Eukaryota, Viridiplantae, Streptophyta, Magnoliopsida, Solanales, Solanaceae. The transcript has a single exon. The coding region runs from base 1 to 774 and encodes 257 amino acids. The record is from RefSeq and is a predicted model, not a curated record.